CUUUUGACUCACCUGUCAGUAUCUGUAUCCUCACCUGCCAGUGUGACGCAUUUGCAGUUCGGGAGUGAGCAAAUGAGGAUGGCAUCGGAUUUUGGAUUCUGAAGAGAAGCUGUUGAUUUCCAAAAAUCAGACAUGAGGGAUCGAAUGAGCCACCUGCAGGAUGUGUCCGAAGGGCAGGGGGGAGCAUCCGUCGAGAAAGAGGUGCCCGGCCCAAACGGGACGUCCGAUGGCCCGGGGGCCUCCAACGGCGUGGCCAAGCCCGCCACGACACCCGACCCGUACACCAACGUGGACCUGGGCGACGUCCCCAUUCAGCAGCAGGCGGUGGUGUUCGACAACGACGGCACCAUGGACAAAAUCUUCGACGAGGCGCAGACCGUGCGCCAGGAGGUCCAGCUGAUCCGCCUGGACGUGGAGAAGCUGAAGGGGCACAACGCCCGCAGCCUGAACGAGCUCUCCGACAAGAGCGCCGACCUCCGGAAGGACUCCAACGCCGUCGCCGGGCAGAUCAAGUCGCGGGCCGAGGCGGUGCUGACGCGGCUGCAGAAGAUGGACGCCCGGACCAAGGAGCUGGAGGCCAAGCUCGGCGGGAACGUCGCCGCGGUGCGCGUGGCCAGGACGCAGUACAUGAGCCUGAGCAACAACUUCCGCGACGUCAUGUUCGACUACAACGAGGCCGAGAUGUCCUUCCGGGAGAGCUGCAAGGCCCGGCUGCAGCGGCAGCUGGAGAUCGUCGGCCGGGAGGUCACCGGUGAGGAGAUCGACCAGAUGAUCGAGAGGGGCGAGUUCAACGUUUUCACCGACGACAUCCUGACGGAGGGCAAGACGUCCAAGUCCGCGCUGGACCAGAUCGAGACCCGGCACCAGGAGCUCCUGGACCUGGAGAGCCGGCUGCAGGGCAUCCACGAGAUCUUCCUGGACGUGGCCAUGCUGGUGGAGGAGCAGGGGCCCAUGAUGAACAACAUCGAGGCCAACAUCCAGAACACGGACGCCGCCCUGCAGGAGUGCAUCGUCAAGCUGGAGAGGGCCAAGAGGUACGACAAGAGCAACCCCUGCAAGAAGAUGUUCUGCGGCUGUUUCCCGUGCUACAACGACUGAGCUUGGUUUCGCAGCGUGUGGGAGAAGAUGAACGGAAAGUUCCGGAAAUAUAGAUUGGGAGAUGGGGGGGGGUGGUGGAAUCAGUGCAUUGUGAAGCUGGAAAGGGCCAAGAGGUACGACAAUACAGCACCCCUCAAGAAGAUGUUCUGCAGCUGUUUCCCGCACUAGGAGAUGAUGAGCAGAAAG
Molecule: messenger RNA, 1284 nt
Organism: Conger conger (European conger)
Lineage: Eukaryota; Metazoa; Chordata; Actinopteri; Anguilliformes; Congridae
Gene: stx11b.1
Product: syntaxin 11b, tandem duplicate 1
Exons: 2
Coding region: 133-1098 (321 amino acids)
Biological process (GO): synaptic vesicle fusion to presynaptic active zone membrane; intracellular protein transport; exocytosis
Cellular component (GO): endomembrane system; SNARE complex; presynaptic active zone membrane
Molecular function (GO): SNARE binding; SNAP receptor activity
Source: RefSeq, a predicted model, not a curated record